UGUGAGUGCCAGUGGCUCCAGUCCCUGACCAAGCCCACCCCCUCCUCCUGGGCCCUAUAUUCCCACCAUGUGUAGCCCUCUCAUCUGCCCUGGAGCCUGUACAGCCACGCCACGCCGCCGCCCCCGAGAGCUCUAGAGAGCUGGUCACUAACUUUGCAGACGGAUGAGCUCCCAGCAGCCAGAGGAGACCGGGGCUGUCAACGCUGCCCCCUGUCCUGCGAGCUCAGACCCCCUCGCAGGGUCUUCCUAGGCUCCGGACUGGAACCCUGACCAUGGGACCUUGAAGUGGCUCUCACCUCCUCAGCUCAGUGGCAGACCCCACUCCCCCAGGCCCUUCCUGCCCCUCCCACAACCAGCUUGGAGGCUCCCGGAGGGAGGGGUGGGGAGGGGAUCCUGAUCUCACCGGGCGGGGGGCCUCCAUCAUGAUGCUCAACUCAGACGCGGUGGACCUCGACCUGCCUCCCACCCACUCCGAGACCGAGUCGGGCUUCAGCGACUGUGGGGGCGGGGCGGGCCCCGACGGGGCGGGGCCUGGGGGUCCCGGAGGGGGCCAGGCCCGGGGCCUGGAGCCCGGAGAGCCCGGCCGGAAAGACCUCCAGCACCUGAGCCGGGAGGAGCGGCGGCGGCGGCGCCGGGCCACGGCCAAGUACCGCACGGCCCACGCCACGCGGGAGCGAAUCCGCGUGGAAGCCUUCAACCUGGCCUUCGCCGAGCUGCGCAAGCUGCUGCCCACGCUGCCCCCCGACAAGAAGCUGUCCAAGAUCGAGAUCCUGCGUCUGGCCAUCUGCUACAUCUCCUACCUGAACCACGUGCUGGACGUCUGACGGGGCUGCCUCGGCCUGGCUGGGGUCCCCCCCCCCCCCCCCCUUUCCCCCCCCCUCCCC
Molecule: messenger RNA, 884 nt
Organism: Herpailurus yagouaroundi (jaguarundi)
Lineage: Eukaryota; Metazoa; Chordata; Mammalia; Carnivora; Felidae
Gene: NHLH1
Product: nescient helix-loop-helix 1
Exons: 2
Coding region: 423-824 (133 amino acids)
Biological process (GO): regulation of transcription by RNA polymerase II
Molecular function (GO): DNA-binding transcription factor activity, RNA polymerase II-specific; RNA polymerase II cis-regulatory region sequence-specific DNA binding; protein dimerization activity
Source: RefSeq, a predicted model, not a curated record